Macaca mulatta (Rhesus monkey) is the source of this 1261-nucleotide messenger RNA. NCBI's taxonomy places the organism in Eukaryota, Metazoa, Chordata, Mammalia, Primates, Cercopithecidae. The record is from RefSeq and is a predicted model, not a curated record.
AUGUAUUGCCAGGACCCCAACGUUUGUGCAGUGUUUGCUGUACAAGGAGGAAAAGUGGGAAGAAAGCAUGGCAUAAAAAGGGGGAGGAGACCCAGCAUGCAAAACCCAGCUCAGCAGGCCAGAGGACCCUGGAUCCAUGAGAGUAAGCAUCCGGCCUUCGCAAAGCAACAGAUAAACUUGGAGAUGCCCAGCUCUGGAGUGACAACAGAGCGAGCCUGUGUGUGCAGCUCCACCUCAAGAAAAAAGAAUUGGGCAAGGUCCCUGACUCUUCCCACUGCUCCACUGAGCCCCGCACCAUCCUUGGUGCAGCACUGUGAAGAUUGUUCUUGCCUGCCUGGCUGCCAUUUGGGUGAUCUCUACAAUCUGGCCACAGCAGAAAGAACUUGCUGGCAGCAUAUCAAUAGCAGAGAUGGAAGUCUGGUCAUAUGGUGUCCACAUCUAUUGAAGUAAUCAUGCUGAUACCAGUUAUCCCUGGCUCUCUGUCUUCAAGGCACAUGGUAGAACUAUACUUCCUAGCUUUCUGUGUGGCUGGGUGGGUCACAUGACAAGUGCAGACAGAUGAGUUAUGAUUAGAAGCAUUUAAUUGUUAAUACAUAUUCUAGUGGUCUUUCCUUCCGCCAUCACAACUGACGAUGUUUCAGACAGUGACUUCUCCAUUAUGCUGGUUCCAGAGUGAAAACAGAGCCCAGUAGAGUCCGUAGCUGAUACAAUAUGGACAUGUAGGGUGAAUGAGAAAAAGCUUUUGUUGGGUUUAGCAUCUGAGGUUUGAUGGUUUGUUACUACUGCAGCACAUCCUUACCUAUGCUAACUAAUAUGAUUAUCAUUGACUAACCUGACAACAGAAGAAUCUUUCCACUUCUACUGUGAUGAGGAACAGAGUUUUACCUGUUAUGUCUUAAUAUUAGAUAGCAGCAGCCUCUGGAAAUAAUUCUAUCUCUACCACUUCUUACCCAUGUGGCAUAAAGCCAGCUACUAAACCUCUCCAUGUUUCAGUUUUCUCUUUUAAAAGUGGGAAUAAAUAAGACCUUUCUCAUGGAGUUAUUGAUCAAAUGAAAUAAUUAAAUAACGAGUAUUUAAAUUUUAAAUUUAAAUGAAAAUUUAAAUGAAAUAAUGCCUAUGGAGUAUUUAUUCAGUCCAUAAAAUCCUCAGUAAACAGUAGUUGGUCUUACUAACACAAAGGAAAUUGACAAAGCCAUACCAUUUUUCCAAAGCAGUUUCUAAGACCAUAUGAUCUCAAAAAAUCCCAACUUUCCACUGUAAA